This is a messenger RNA of Penicillium longicatenatum, 1356 nucleotides long. RefSeq lists its product as uncharacterized. The record is from RefSeq and is a predicted model, not a curated record. Lineage: Eukaryota; Fungi; Ascomycota; Eurotiomycetes; Eurotiales; Aspergillaceae. The transcript is spliced from 4 exons. Gene Ontology annotation, molecular function: oxidoreductase activity, acting on the aldehyde or oxo group of donors, NAD or NADP as acceptor. Bases 1 to 1356 code for a protein of 451 amino acids.
AUGUUGUCCUCGGAUUCUCAGUUGAAGCGCGUCUGCGCUGCAGCAACAGACGGCCGGACAUCCAACGUCCGGUUCUUGCAAAGUCAGUUGAAGGUACUUCAUCAGAGUAUCCUGGACUCGCGAGAGGAGAUCUUGGAAGUUAUCGCUUCCAAUCCCCUUACCACUGAGACAGAAGCCGAAGUGGAAUUCUCCAUGGCAAUUGCCACAGUCAGACAGCAUUACGAAGCAAUAGAUUUUGAUCAAGCAAUCGCCAAUGAAUACAAGAUUGCAAAGGGGAAAAACAACACUGAGCGUCGUGUAGGCCACGGGGUGGUUGUGGUGAGACCAACCACUCACACCAGAUUCUACGGGAUUAUAUCGGCGACGGCGUGCGCUAUUGCUGCUGGAAACACUUUUGUCAUUGAGUGUGGAAAACAUGCCAUUGAUGAUUUGCUCCCUUCCUUGCUCCAACCUCUGGACUUCGAACUCUUUGGCCUAAUUCAAGGAUCUAUAACUAGUCACGAGAUGCUUUCAAAAGCUUUGAUCAUUGAUCAAACCGGUACAACAGAUGCUCCUAAUGCGGUCAAAUCACUGCCAAAUCUUCGUUCAGUUGCGGUCAUUGACCGUACGGCCGACGUUGAAAAGGCCGCCCAACAAAUUCUUUCCGGUCAUAUUGCAUUCUCCGGGCAGUCGCCUCACGCCCCGGAUUUGAUAGUCGUCAACGAAUGGGUCAAGGACAAGUUCAGCGAUACGAUGACUCGAGAAAGAUUGCGAUUAAACCGUGAGGGGCGCUCGAGUCAUGCUGAUAAGCAUGUUGCAUGGAAGAAAACUGUGGCAGAUGCAGAGAGCAGGGGAGAAGCUAAGCUCAUCAAGAAAGAGGGCCUAUACAUGGUUGAUGUCCAACAAAGACCCGAGUAUCUCGUCGCGUACCAUUUCGCUGAACCUGCCGCUGGGAAGUUCCUGAGCCAACAGAUCAAUAGUCAUUGGUCCUUUAUCAACCACAUUCCUGCCCAGCUCCUUGUCGGACCCGCUCUUCCAUUUAAGCAAGAAAACUUUUCACUUGGUCUACGAUAUACCAAAGAGAUGUUAUCGAAGCCAAGACCAGAGCUCAUACAACCAAUAGAAAGUUCUGCUAUUGGACUGGAGGAUCUGAGCAACUCCAAGUCCACCAAACUGCAGCUUCUCCGACAACGAGAGACACAGUCAUUGAGAGAGACCGGCCAAGGGCCCGGAACAGCUAUCGGAUUCUUUGAGCAAGGCAUCAUCGUGGGUGCGUUGUUUAUCGUCUUGCCAGUCGUCUCAGUGGUAGGGUAUUCUGGUUGGUUCUUUGCCCGGAAGGCUGUGCUGCACUUUGCAGGGGGGUCUUAUGGUUUUUGA